This is a messenger RNA of Perognathus longimembris pacificus (Pacific pocket mouse), 1587 nucleotides long. RefSeq names its product actin related protein 10 (gene Actr10). Gene Ontology annotation, biological process: retrograde axonal transport of mitochondrion. The record is from RefSeq and is a predicted model, not a curated record. The coding region runs from base 91 to 1344 and encodes 417 amino acids. Lineage: Eukaryota; Metazoa; Chordata; Mammalia; Rodentia; Heteromyidae. The transcript is spliced from 13 exons.
CCGCCUCGCAGUCAUCCAGGGAACGUGAGGACCCGAGACUGUGGUCCGGCGACCUCCUUCCCACAGGUGUACCCCUCAUCUUUGACCGCGAUGCCGCUCUACGAGGGCCUGGGGAGCGGAGGCGAGAAGACGGCCGUCGUGAUCGACCUCGGAGAGGCUUUCACCAAGUGUGGAUUUGCUGGAGAAACUGGUCCAAGAUGUAUAAUUCCUAGUGUGAUAAAAAGAGCUGGCAUGCCUAAGCCAAUAAAAGUUGUCCAGUAUAAUAUUAAUACAGAAGAAUUAUAUUCCUACCUAAAGGAAUUCAUCCACACACUCUACUUCAGGCAUCUGUUGGUGAAUCCCAGGGACCGCCGAGUUGUGGUUAUUGAGUCGGUGUUAUGCCCUUCCCACUUCAGAGAGACACUCACUCGUGUUCUUUUCAAAUAUUUUGAGGUUCCGUCGGUUUUACUUGCUCCCAGUCAUCUGAUGGCUCUUCUGACACUUGGCAUCAACUCGGCCAUGGUCCUGGAUUGUGGAUAUAGGGAAAGCCUCGUGUUACCUAUCUAUGAAGGAAUUCCAGUACUGAGCUGCUGGGGAGCCCUGCCCUUAGGAGGAAAAGCUCUUCACAAGGAGUUGGAAACUCAACUGUUGGAACAAUGUACUGUUGACACGGGUGCUGCUAAAGAACAGAGCCUUCCUUCUGUCAUGGGUUCAGUUCCAGAAGGCAUCUUAGAGGAUAUUAAAGUGCGCACUUGCUUUGUAAGCGAUCUAAAGCGUGGAUUAAAAAUACAAGCAGCAAAAUUUAACAUGAAUGGAAAUAAUGAGCGUCCCACACCACCUCCAAAUGUUGACUAUCCAUUAGAUGGAGAGAAGAUUUUACAUAUCCUUGGACCAAUCAGGGAUUCAGUUGUGGAAAUUCUUUUUGAACAAGAUAAUGAAGAGAAAUCAGUUGCCACUUUAAUAUUGGAUUCCCUUCUACAGUGCCCAAUAGACACAAGGAAGCAACUAGCUGAGAAUUUGGUAAUAAUAGGUGGCACAUCUAUGUUGCCAGGAUUUCUGCACAGAUUGCUUGCAGAAAUAAGGUAUUUGAUAGAAAAACCAAAAUACAAAAAGACACUUGGAACCAAAACAUUCCGGAUUCAUACACCACCUGCGAAAGCUAAUUGUGUGGCCUGGUUGGGAGGAGCUAUUUUUGGAGCAUUGCAAGACAUACUUGGGAGCCGUUCUGUUUCAAAGGAAUAUUAUAAUCAGACAGGCCGUAUACCAGACUGGUGUUCUCUCAACAACCCUCCUUUGGAAAUGAUGUUCGAUGUUGCCAAAGCUCAGCCACCUCUGAUGAAGAGAGCAUUUUCUACUGAGAAAUAAAUGUUUGGUUAAAAUUCACCUUUGCUUUAUUUCACACAUUUACUCAAUUACAAGCAAAUUGUACAAAGUAUGUAGCAGCUUUAUUAUGGAUGAACUUGGUAACAUGAAAACAUUUCUGCAUUUGCUAUUUACAUUUAAUAUUUAGUUCAUUUGACUUUAUUUCUCUUUGUGUAGUAUGGUAAAAUGGUAGCUGGCAAUCCUAAGACUUGUAUUUAUAUCAAUAAAAUUACUUAUGCAGUUUAA